AUGGCCAAGGCCGAGGCUAAGGGUGUCAAGAUUCAUCUCCCAACUGAUUUUAUCACUGGUGACAAGUUUUCCGAGGACGCCAAAGUCAGUCAAGCUGACGUCUCUAGUGGAAUUGCUGACGGGCAAAUGGGUCUGGAUAUCGGAGCUAACUCGCGUAAAUGCUUUGUCGAAGCCAUAACUCGUAGCAAGACCAUUGUUUGGAAUGGACCGAUGGGUGUCUUUGAAUGGAAAUCCUUUGCUGAUGGUACAAAGGCCGUGAUGGAUGCAGUCGUCAGUGUCACUCAAUCAGGCGCAACCACUAUUAUCGGAGGAGGUGAUACUGCCACCUGUUGUGCACAGUGGAAAACGGAGGACAAAGUCAGCCAUGUAAGCACAGGAGGCGGGGCUAGCCUUGAACUGCUUGAGGGUGAGUUGCAUCUUAAUGAUUCUUCUAAUUAUUUAUUCGCGCCGAAUUCGAUUUUUUGA
Messenger RNA from Protopolystoma xenopodis, 465 nucleotides. Lineage: Eukaryota; Metazoa; Platyhelminthes; Monogenea; Polystomatidea; Polystomatidae. The record is from the annotation of a GenBank genome assembly.